AUGGCUGAAAAUAGAAGUGGUAGUAAUAGGGAUGCGUCCAUGCUUGAUGUGUCUGAUGCAAGUCAUCAGGAUUUGAAUAACAAAUCUGAUUCGCUAAGUUACAGCUUUUCGCAAAUGAACGUGGACAGUCCCAACGAGUUGGAACCACAGCUAAACACAAGGAGUAGAUCGAGGUCUACGUUGAUAUUUGAUGAUGAUGAUGAAAUACCUCCAUACUCAAAGCACCAGGAGCACUACUCUGGUACUUUGUCUGAUUUCGAAGGCGAGAAUAGUAGUGUAGCAAGUAGCAUAGAUAGCGCAGAGAAUACUUCAGAGUCUAAUACUGUCUUUAACAACGCCACUAGUACGGAUAACACAGAUAACACAGCAAGUUCACAAUCAGGUACAGCCUCUCAACAAUCACAGUCUGCAAUGAACCAAUCAGGUCAAUUCGAUUCCGAUUCUAGUGGCUCUAGGGAUCCAAGAGCUUCUAAUAUGGUCCCAGUCGAUAUAACCUGGCAGCAAGGUGGUAACAAAGUAUAUGUCACUGGUUCUUUCACAGGUUGGAGGAAAAUGAUAGGUUUAGUACCAAUGCCUGAUCAACCAAAUGUACUGCACGUCAAAUUACAGUUACCUCCAGGUACGCACAGAUUUAGGUUUAUUGUCGAUAAUGAGUUGAGGUUUAGUGAUUUCCUUCCAACGGCUACAGACCAAAUGGGUAACUUUGUCAACUAUCUGGAGAUUGCGCCCGUUGCAGGUACUGAUGAAAAACCACCUCCAUUAACCCCACAAGUGUCAGGUAAGUCAGGUGAUGAAAGGAAAGAGCCUAUGAGUGCUAGAUCAAGGAUUGCGCUUGAAAUAGAAAGAGAACCAGAUGAUUUAGGUAAUGGGUAUAGUCGUUUCCAUGAUACCUCGCCACUGGAGACAAAGUAUGAAUAUACUCAGGAUAUUCCUGCUGUCUUCACGGAUCCUAAUGUCAUGGAGCAGUACUACCUGACUCUAGAUCAACAAAAGAACAACCACCAAAACAUGGCCUGGCUAACUCCACCACAGUUACCCCCACAUCUCGAGAAUGUUAUUCUGAAUAGCUACUCUAAUGCGCAAGGUGAAUCUAACGAAAAUAACUCAGGUGCUUUGCCUAUACCAAAUCAUGUGAUAUUAAAUCAUUUAGCCACCAGUAGUAUUAAGCACAACACUCUUUGUGUUGCUUCGAUUGUUAGGUAUAAAAGAAAAUAUGUUACACAAAUACUGUAUGCGCCUCUACAGUAA
Molecule: messenger RNA, 1248 nt
Organism: Nakaseomyces glabratus
Lineage: Eukaryota; Fungi; Ascomycota; Saccharomycetes; Saccharomycetales; Saccharomycetaceae
Gene: GAL83
Product: GAL83
Biological process (GO): signal transduction
Cellular component (GO): cytoplasm; nucleus; nucleotide-activated protein kinase complex
Molecular function (GO): protein kinase binding
Source: RefSeq, a predicted model, not a curated record